AUGGCUACUCCUCAUCCCCAUCCAGGUCCCGUUGGCCCUGAUACUCUGAUCACUGUCAAGGUCAUCAUUGAUGGGACCAAUCGAAGAUUCAAGCUCGCUCUUCGUGAUCUCGGAGCCAACGUGCUUCCACAGAAGCUCCGUUUUCUUCUUAGCAUCCCCGCGGAGCAUGAGGUCCGCUUCGAUCGAUUCUCCGAUUCCGCAGGCACCUACGUCACCCUCGAUAGCAACAACCCAGCCAUCUACAAACAGUUGUAUAGGGCUGCGAAAGCGAAGCUCAAGCUACGUUUGAGAGCUAUCGUUGAAGCACCUGUGAAAUCUCACAUCGAUGAAGACGCUGCCGAUACCCCCAAAGUGCUUGAAAUCAAGGAGGUCAUGAAGAACACUGUCACAGCCUCAGAGCCGAGGCAAACCUUCCUGGAGACCGUCCUGUCACAGCCUCUGGGUAGUGGCGUUGCACCAUCGAACAAGUCCGCCCAGAAGAGCUGCACAUAUUCACCAACCUGUGCCAUCCCAGGUGCAUUUGAUAUCAACAACAUGAGCUCCGAAGACCUGUCGUUUCUUCGCGGAGGACUCUCUCGCGAUCCCAACGUCUUCUCCUUCCCCACCCUCCCGUCGCUGAAUGACUUUCCGUCCACCUCCUACAGCAUCGACUGCAAUAGCUGUGGCAAGUCCGUGCCCAAUGAGCAUUACCAUUGCGGUAUCUGUGAGAACGGCGACUUUGAUCUCUGCAAGACAUGUGUUGAUGCCGGCGUCACCUGUGAUGGAGAAGAGCAUUGGCUUCUGAAGAGAACGAUUCGUAACGGAGUCGUAAUUCCAAGCAUCACCGAGACUCUGGCUCCGAAGAAGUCGGCCAAGACGACCACGCUCUCCUCCGACGAGGUCGUCACACCGGUCAGCCCUGACCAGGAAGAUGGUGAACGCACUUGCAACUCUUGCAUCUCCCAACUGCCAGCCCGGGAGUUUGUUACUUGCCGAACCUGUCCCGACUUUGAUCUUUGCUUCACCUGCUUCCAGGAUGGUGAACAUGGUCAUGAUCCAUCCCAUGGAUUCGAACCCCAAGGAACCGUUGACGACAUGGUAGAUCCAGCAAUCAAGGUGCUUUGUGCUCCGGGUCGCGGUAUUCGCCAUGACGCUAUCUGCGAUGGCUGCGAUAUGGCAAUCCGACACAAGUGUUUGACCUGCCCAGAUUUUGAUUAUUGCUGCACCUGCGUGGAGACUGCCGGGGAGAAGCACCCUGGUCAUCGGUUCGCGCCCAUCUACACACCGCUUCAGAUUCUUCGGACUCCCAAGCAAUAUCAUCGUGGUAUCUACUGUGAUGGUCCCUUGUGCACCGACCACAUGGCUUACAUCACUGGCGAUCGUUACAAGUGCGCCGUAUGCCAUGACACUGAUUUUUGUGCCAAAUGUGAAGCAUUGCCCAACAACGGACACAACGCAACUCACCCGUUGAUCAAGAUCAAAGUCCCGAUCCGCCACAUAUCCAUCACUACUCAGCACGAGUCAGAAGACGGCCAGAAGGUUUCGGAGGUGGGAGACCGGUCAACAGCGAAGCACGCUGCUACCGAGACCACCCGCUCCACGUCUGCCAACGCGGCUACGCAAGUUCAAACUGUCGCAGAGGUUCAGCCAGCUGAAGAUCAAGCCUUUGUGGGUGAGCCUGGCACCGUCAACGACGUCAUGUCAGGCAAGCCAGUGGUGAAUGACCUCCAGGCUUGGUAUGUUUCUGACUCGACCCCUGAUGGGACUCGCGUUGCACCCAACCAUCUCGUCUCUCAGUCGUGGACGCUCCGCAACCCCGGGCCUCAGGCAUGGCCGGCCGGCUGUGCAGUCUACUAUAUCGGUGGAGAUGAUAUGCGUAACUUGGACCUCCAUCACCCUUCGAGUGUCUCUACGAUGACCGCCGCCAAUCGAAGCAAUUUCCUUGCCACCGCCCUUGAACCAGGCAAGACUGCUGUCUUCACCGUGCUUGUGAGAUCUCCACAUCGUGAGGGACGGGCCAUUUCUUACUGGCGCCUUAAGACUCCUGGAGGGCUUCCUUUUGGUCACAAGCUCUGGGUGGACAUCGAUGUCCGAUCGACUCCUGUGGAUUUGCCCAUCCGUUCGGCUCUGCUCCCCUCGGGCCCGGCCAGCGUUGUGGCGGACGAAGAGGCCAAGGAGGACGACAAGUCACCGGUUGGCUCCACCAUGAUUUUCCCCACACUGGACAAGGAAUCUCCCAUCUCAAGCGUUCACGACGUCAGCGCCGAACACGUCGAAGUGGCCCCAGUGGCAGUGAUGGAACCGACCACCAAGACUGAUGAACAAGAACUCCUCGAGGAUGUGGAAAGUCUGGAGUUGGAGGAAUCCGACAGUGAGGAGGAAGGGUUCUUGACUGACGAAGAAUAUGAUAUUCUAGAUGCAAGCGACGAGGAUUUCUUGAUCGAGGCACAUCAAGCAGUGAGCAAGUAA
Messenger RNA from Capronia coronata CBS 617.96, 2448 nucleotides. RefSeq lists its product as uncharacterized. The record is from RefSeq and is a predicted model, not a curated record. The transcript is spliced from 4 exons. Gene Ontology annotation, molecular function: zinc ion binding. The coding region runs from base 1 to 2448 and encodes 815 amino acids. NCBI's taxonomy places the organism in Eukaryota, Fungi, Ascomycota, Eurotiomycetes, Chaetothyriales, Herpotrichiellaceae.